This is a messenger RNA of Dermacentor silvarum, 783 nucleotides long. RefSeq lists its product as uncharacterized. Bases 1 to 783 code for a protein of 260 amino acids. The record is from RefSeq and is a predicted model, not a curated record. NCBI's taxonomy places the organism in Eukaryota, Metazoa, Arthropoda, Arachnida, Ixodida, Ixodidae. The transcript has a single exon.
AUGAACACGCACAGCAACAUCGACGCGCCUACCGUGUCUGCAGUCGAAUUGAAGCUGCCCCCCUUUUGGUCCGCCGACCCCGAGCUCUGGUUCAUUCAAAUGGAGGCACAAUUCGCCGCCCGGCGAAUCACAGCUGACCUCACGCGCUACCAUCACAUCGUGAGUAGCUUGCCGCCAGCUACAGCCAGCGAGGUCCGCGAUUUGCGUCUCGCCCCACCUGCGGAAAACACCUACCACACUUUGAAGGAGACGCUCAUUCGACGCCUCACACCACCCGAACCCGAAAGGUUACGGCAGCUCCUGAACGACACGGACCUUGGCGACCGCACGCCAUCUCAACUACUGCGCCACAUGCAGCGUCUUGUGGGAAGCAUUACAGGUCUCGACGGCACGCUGCUGCUCCAGAUAUUUCUUCAGCGUCUCCCCAGCAACGUACACGUGAUGCUUGCUACGGUGGCUGAAAAGGAUCGCGGCAAGAUGGCCGCCAUCGCUGACACCAUCAUGGCAGCGGCAAACCACUCCGCCUCCGUCGCUAACGUGCAAGUGGAGAGUUAUUCUGCCCCCUCUCCCAACGAAUUACUCGAGUCUCGCGAAGAGAUCGCGCGCCCCACCGAAACAGUGGCAGCGUUGCAGGCACGCACUUCGCACCCUUUGGAGCAGUGCAGUGCACAACCACAGCAGCCGCCACUCCGCUGGUGCUGGUACAACAGGAAACAUGGCGAUGCUGCGCGCAAAUGUGUUGCGCCCUGUGGCUAUCCGGGAAACACCAGAGGCCAGCAUUGA